Messenger RNA from Acromyrmex echinatior (Panamanian leafcutter ant), 4845 nucleotides. It is a transcript of the gene Nhe2, whose product is annotated as Na[+]/H[+] hydrogen exchanger 2. Gene Ontology annotation, biological process: potassium ion transmembrane transport; sodium ion import across plasma membrane; proton transmembrane transport. Gene Ontology annotation, cellular component: plasma membrane. The record is from RefSeq and is a predicted model, not a curated record. NCBI's taxonomy places the organism in Eukaryota, Metazoa, Arthropoda, Insecta, Hymenoptera, Formicidae. Gene Ontology annotation, molecular function: potassium:proton antiporter activity; sodium:proton antiporter activity.
CGUCGCCGUCGCCGUCGCCGUCGCCGUCGCCGUCGGUCGAUAGAGGCACGCCGGCGACGUACGUCCACUUCGAUGAGUCGUCCGCCCGUAUUUUAUAAUGCGGCGCGUCCGUUAUCAUCGUCGCGCUUCCUGUCCCUCCACCACGUCAUCGUCCACGGGUCGCCGCGGCCGCGCGUCGAUCAGACUUCGCGUUCACCGCCGGGUGACUCUAUAAAGACUUGAGAGCGUCGCGGUAUUCGCGAGCGUCGCGCGACGAGCGACGCACUUGUCAACGUCCCCGUCGUCGCCGCGUUAAGGGACGCGUCGUGCGAUCAGUCAGAAAAUCAAAGCCAAAUCGCACGAAACCGGAAGUCAUUCCCCUGUGCGGUUGCAUAGAUUAUCUAUUUGCAUGGGCUGAACCACAGGCAGGUGAGAGAGAAAGAGAGAGAGAGAGAGAGAAAGAGAGCAAUCCAAUUCCCUACUCCGAAUCGGAAAGUGGCUGUCCGUGAUUCCUAUCCUGGGAUCAGAAUUGUGUUUUUAUUCGGUCUUUGUACCAAAGGCGAGCAUUCCUAACAGAAAGAUAUUCCGGCAGCAUCUCUCGAUACAGCUUCACGCGAGGGACAUGGGCCUCCAGCAGCAGCUCAUUGUAGCGCCACGUCUCGACGCCGAAGCGGUAUGAGUCACGUUUAAUUAUUGGUUUGACGUUUUAGCGAUUUAUUGUCGCGACACUUGUUAUCCCUCAUUUCGGAUCAUAGUAGCCGGAUUAUUCCGGACUUGGAACUGGGUCCCUCCAGUUCUCAUGCCGAGCCGGUCUACGUAGAAACAAUUUGCCUUUGUUUUCCUCAAGAAUGUUACAUUUGUACGAUGUCAUUACGAAGAUGAACAUCGGAGCUGCUUUAGUUCUCAGAUACGCGAAACGAUAAGAAGAGAAUUAGAUAAUUAUUACUGAGAAAACGUUCGUAUAAACAGUCUGCGCAAGAGAGGAAUUUUCCUGACGGAAGAAGGCUUUCGAAAUUGCUCAAUCAUCGUAGAUCGGUGCAUGUUGUAGUACGUGAUCCGUGGGACGAUAACGUUAUAGAGACGGUGUCUGAUUGCACUCGGAGGGUAGGACGUCAUCGAAUAAACCGCCCCUAUUGCUGCUACAAAGAGAUCAGGGGAGUCAAUCUUGGGGAGCCCCGCAGUACGCCAGCACGUGCGAGCGUGCUCGUCAUCGUGGCGGUUCUCUUCUGAUGGUACAACGAGUAAAAGUAGUGACUCACCGGCGACGGACGAGCGCGGACGACAGCGUGGAUCGUCCACGGCAGAAGUAUCGUCGUCGUCGUCGUCGUCGCGCCACAUCGAGUGGUGCGCCAUGGAUCGCCUCGCCCCGAUGAUCAUCCCCGUGCUCCUCCUUGUGGUCCUCUGCUGUCCGGGAUGCGGCCGCGCCAACUUCGCGCCUUUCCACGACCUGGGAUCCGCAGAGCGGAUCCCAGCAGAGAAGCAUCCCACGUCGCACGGACCGCAAAUCGAUGCCGGUGACUUCCACGGCGAUCCGUACAGCGCUUACCCGGGCCUGGGCUUCGGGCCCAUGGGCCCGGUGAUCCGCUCGGCCCUGCCGAACGAUGACACCCUGCGCAGCCUCUCGUCGGCCAGCAGCGACGAUGCCGGACAACGGAAUAUCCCUAAGGAAUCGCAGCUCGCCUCGGCGCGCUCCGGCGACGACGUCGCGAUAGGCGACUUCUCGAGCGGCAACGAACAUUCGCCGAAACCGGAAUAUCGCAUCAUCAGCGUAGAGUUCACGCGCGUCGAAACGCCCUUUCUCAUCGGGAUUUGGAUCUUCUUCGCCAGCAUCGCGAAAAUCGGUUUCCACAUGGCGCCGAAGCUCAACAAGAUCUUUCCGGAGUCCUGCUUGCUGAUCGCCGUCGGCGUGAUUGUCGGCCUGCUGCUAUUCCAGGCGAGCAGCGUUCACAUUUCGCCGCUAACACCCGAUACGUUCUUCUUGUACAUGCUGCCACCCAUCAUCCUGGAUGCUGGCUACUUCAUGCCCAAUCGGCUGUUCUUCGACCAUCUCGGGACGAUACUCCUGUUCGCUGUCGUUGGAACUGUAUUAAAUACGAUGUCAAUAGGUGUUUCAUUAUGGCUGUUGGGGAAAAGCGGUAUAUUUGGUUGUGAGACGCCUAUCCUCGAUAUGUUCCUAUUCUCGGCGUUGAUCAGUGCUGUCGAUCCCGUGGCCGUGCUGGCCGUCUUCGAGGAGAUACAUGUGAACGAGAUACUCUACAUCGUCGUGUUCGGAGAGAGUUUAUUGAACGACGCGGUCACUGUCGUACUCUAUCACAUGUUCGAGACGUACAGCGAGAUGGGCCCUUCUAGGAUCAUUUAUACGGACGUGCUGUCGGGCCUAGCUUCGUUUUUGGUGGUGGCGAUCGGUGGCACGGUCAUAGGUGUAGUUUGGGGUUUCGCUACUGGCUUCGUGACCAGGUUUACACAUCAGGUGCGCGUGAUCGAGCCGAUAUUCAUCUUCGUGAUGGCGUACUUGGCAUACCUUAGCGCAGAGAUCUUCCACUUGUCCGGCAUAAUGGCAAUAACCUUCUGUGGUAUUACGAUGAAGAAUUACGUUGAGGCCAAUAUAUCGCACAAGUCUCACACGACCGUCAAGUAUACAAUGAAGAUGCUGUCAAGUAGUUCGGAGACCAUUAUAUUCAUGUUUCUCGGCGUCGCUACGGUGAACAAUGCUCACAAUUGGAACACGUGGUUCGUUGUCAUGACGAUAGUCUUCUGCUCCGUCUAUCGAGCCAUGGGCGUGAUAGUGCUGACAGCGCUGGCGAAUCAGUUCCGGCUGCACAAAUUGGACAAGGUGGAGAAAUUCGUCAUGUCCUACGGCGGUUUGCGAGGCGCCGUAGCAUUCGCCCUGGUCCUUCUUAUAGAUCCAAGACACGUGCCUCUGCAACCUAUGUUCGUCACCACCACUAUCGCCGUCAUCUACUUUACCGUGUUCAUCCAGGGAAUCACCAUCAAACCUCUCGUGAAAAUUCUCAAUGUCAAAAGGGCGGAGAAGAGAAAGCCGACGAUGAACGAGAGGAUCCACGAGAGGAUAAUGGAUCAUACGAUGGCGGGUAUCGAGGACAUUUUGGGAAAACACGGCAACUAUCACGUCCGGGAUAAAUUCAAGCGAUUCGACAAUAAAUUCAUCCGACCUUAUCUCGUGAAAGAUCAUUGCGGCGCCGAGCCGAAGAUUCUGGAAACUUACUCGAAGCUGGCUAUGAAGGAUGCAUUAGAUUACAUAAGAAGAAAUGCCUCCACUAUCGGCAACAUUAGCGGCACCGAAAGUAUGUCGGCGAUAUUCCGUAAUUACAGCAAUACCGGACAGUUCAAUGGAAGUCCCAGCUGCAGCCAGCUCGAAACGGGAUGGAAUAUCGAUCUGCAGGAACUGGAGUACAAUCCUUCCAAAAAAGACCUAACGGACGCGAGAAUCCACCAUCUGCUCGCCGAAGAGCUUUGUAAACCAUACAAAAGGCAUCGACGUUUGAGCUACAGUCGACACGCGGUGAAUGAUCGCGAUCUCUCGACACAAGUCAAUUACAAAAUGCACAUGAAUAUUCGACGGAUGAUGGGGGAGCACAAACAUCGCCAUAAACGCAGCAAAAAGUUACUCAAAGAUGGCAAACAGAAUCACGUUAGUUUCCCAGAAUUUCAACAGCAGAACGGCUCGACAAAGCUAUUUACGCAAGAUUACAUCAAUGGCGUGCUGUAUGAGUUAGAAAACGGAGAAACCUCGAAGCCCUCCAGCAAAGAGGAUUGGGAAUCAGCGAUCACGUUCACCGCGCGAACGUCCGAUUCGCCGAAUGUAAACGCGGACAAUCAACACGCUACCACCGCUACUACGUCGAUGGACACAAUAAAUACGGACGAAGGAGACUUGAAAAUAGGACGCGACGGUGCGGAAGGCUACAGAGUAACCACCCCUACGGCUACGGAAACUAUGUUACCGUGGAAACGUGAGGACGAUUACGAAUCGGGUCAUCCGAUCAAGCAGCACGAAUUUCCAGCCUGGUGCUCCAAUAAAGAAUACCUCGCCUACAGUUCGCCCUCCGCCACUUUCUUAGGUGGGAUCGAACAGCCGAAAGUCCAAUCCGUGAUUGGCCUAUUUCGACGCGAGAGCGUGUGCACGCCCGACAGUAUCGAUUGCCAAGAGACCGUCGACGAGGUGGACGAGACGGACGAGUACACCCCCGCGGAAAUGGAUUCCCCCGCGAAAACCAAGGGCAACCCGAGGAGGGUGCCCGCGAGGAGGGUGUCAAUGAUGGAGCUCAGCUUCGCCGACCGAGCUCGCUCGAUGGACAAGACGGCGGACGACGGAUCUCACUCCUUGCCGGAUUGUUGGAAUGUCCAGAGAGUACGCCUUAAUUCCCUCGCCUGCUCGCCCGCCCAAAUGCCGACUCUGUCGACCGCCCUGAUCGCCUCCUCCACGUCGGAAUCGUCGGAGGAUGUGGAUGACGAAGAAGAGGAGAAGGCUUGACCCUUGGGGACCGUCGCUGAGGAGCGACAGUCCUCCUUCACGAACGUCGAGCGUCGACGUCGUCGGCCCUUCCGACGACCACCGCGACACUCGUUGCUCACUUCGCUCCUGCGACGACCGAGUGCCCCCGUUUGAGAAGAUCUGCCCUUGACAAGCCGCCUUCUGCAGGGGGCAUCUCACGAACCUGAAUCUCGGCCUGAAUUUUGUUAAUACGCCCCAAAUACGCGAAAUAAGACGUUGCGAUGAAUAAAUUCCAGGAAAAAUGACUGUGCAAAGAGAGACUUUGGAAAAUACAUCGAAGCUUUCGAUUGAAUUUUGUACGAGGAGAAAUAUUUAGGGAGACGCGAAAAUUUCACGUUAAUUGGAUGAAG